AUGUAUGCAUUACGCAAAGAAAAUUUUGUGGACGCAGUGACCCCAGCAUUGGAAGCUUUGCUUUCUGAUUUACAACAUACCACGGAGGUACUGAAACGAGCUAAAUGUAAACAUCGGCACUCAUCAAGUAUACAGGAUUUAGAACCUGUAUAUGAAGAACAAACGAGAAGCAGUUCUUGCCAUGGAUUGGACAGUAUUGAGCAAAUGCUGGAUGAUUAUUCACAAAAACGAAAGAGCCCUGAAGAUGAACGUUAUACUAAUUCAACUACGAAUCAGUCAGAAAGACCUACUGUGCAGAAUUUGUUGCAGAAUUUAUCAUCAGACGAUCCUUUACAACUAGAUUCAAUGUUGGGAACUUUGCAGAAAGAUAUGUCGAAGCACGGCAUUAGUACAAUACCCAAAGGUGAUUGUGCUUCUUGCGAUAAACCGAUUAUUGGACAGGUCGUAAUAGCGCUAGGUAAGAUGUGGCAUCCGGAACAUUAUGUAUGUUGCCAGUGUGGCGAAGAAUUGGGACAUCGUAAUUUUUUCGAACGAGGAGGCAAAGCAUAUUGUGAAAAUGAUUACCAUGAUAUGUUCUCCCCUAGAUGUGCAUACUGUAAUGGACCAAUCAAAGAUCGCUGUGUAACAGCUCUGGGAAAAACGUUCCAUGCAGAGCAUUUUGUAUGUGCUGAAUGUGGUAGGCAAUUUGGAGAUGAGGGAUUCCAUGAAAAGGAUGGACAACCGUAUUGCAAAGUGGACUUUUUCCGAAUGUUCGCACCAAAAUGUAAUGGAUGUAAGGAACCAAUCAAAAUGCAUUUUAUAACAGCGUUAGGCACUCACUGGCAUCCAGAAUGUUUUGUAUGUCAGGAGUGUGGAAAGCCUUUCGAGACAGGAUCAUUCUAUGUGCACGAUAAUGUGCCAUUGUGCGAAACCCACUACCAUAAAAAACGUGGUAGUCUAUGUGCAACAUGCCAGAAACCCAUUAGUGGUCGAUGUGUAUCCGCUAUGGGGCAGAAGUUUCAUCCAGAACAUUUUUGUUGCUUUUACUGUCGUAAGCAGCUUAACAAUGGCACAUUCAAAGAAGUGGAUCGAAAACCAUUUUGUCAUAAAUGUUAUCACACUACGCAUCUUUAA
Thelazia callipaeda (thelaziosis nematode) is the source of this 1113-nucleotide messenger RNA. Lineage: Eukaryota; Metazoa; Nematoda; Chromadorea; Rhabditida; Thelaziidae. The record is from the annotation of a GenBank genome assembly.